This is a messenger RNA of Vollenhovia emeryi, 2981 nucleotides long. RefSeq lists its product as uncharacterized. Gene Ontology annotation, biological process: positive regulation of actin filament bundle assembly. Gene Ontology annotation, cellular component: nucleus; Z disc; actin cytoskeleton. Bases 274 to 2607 code for a protein of 777 amino acids. The record is from RefSeq and is a predicted model, not a curated record. The transcript has 12 exons. Lineage: Eukaryota; Metazoa; Arthropoda; Insecta; Hymenoptera; Formicidae. Gene Ontology annotation, molecular function: actin binding.
UGAACGGCCGGUGCGUGCCAGGGAGCGUUUUGCAAGAUGCGAGAUUCGCCUGCCGCGGCGAGGGAGCCCUCGUCGUCGAGUUCGGGCGGACUCUGAUCAUCUCCGACAAAGUGUGCGUGUGUGCGGGCACCGGGGUGUCGCGCAUUACGUAAAGCCGUGGGAAAAAUAAAUCGCGGGUAAAGAGGGAAAACAAAGUGUAGGCGAAGAAGGGAGACGACCUACUUACCGUGUGCGUCGCGAUGAGGAGAGCAUCGUUUGAUAAAGUUUGCGUAAAUGGAGGAUCCGCAUCGCGUUGCGAACGUUUCAAAUGUCCGCAGACACGUUAACGCCAAGCGCAACGCUCUGAGCAACACCUCAUACGGGCUCACGCGCACCAAAGAUGCGGAAUACAAGUGCAGCUUGAAAUACAGCGGAUCUCUACAGGAGAAGAACUAUCUGCAGCGUAGCGUAUCGGCGGACAAUGUUGUAAUACGUUCACGCGGUUACAAGCCAUCCGAUAGACACGAUCCGGUUAAAAGAAACUUCCUUGAGAAUCUCACUUCAAAAAUAUUGCACUUCGGCAUGGAAGGCGAGACUACCCCGGUUAAUUUACAGAAGCUUCUCACUCCAGCAUCAGACUCUCAAGAGUUAUUACAAUCAAAAAGUAAGAAAAUGUAUGCAUCCUCGUACUUUUACGCACCGACGCAUCCUACGGUCGAGGAUCAGGUCGAGCUUGCACGUCGAAUUUCGCAUUCGCUCAGCGACGUGAAAAAUGUAAAGAGCAAAGGACAGUCCAUGUAUGUGAAUAGGAAAAAACGAUCUGUUAAAUGGAUCCAUGACGGCAAUGGUAUAGAAGACGAAGAGGAAUCGACUACGACGAUUCAUAAGGAAAAACUACCCCUCAAAUGCGUGAUGAAUCCAUGCGGGAAAGUACUGGACAUUCAUGGCAUUCAGGCAUUGGGUGAAGAAGUCAAUAUCGCGUCAGUACCGAAAAAUCCUGAGAAACUCUUCGAUAUCGUCCGCGAUUUGAACAAUCAAAAAGGACGCGGUGCCGAGAUAUUUGCGAAACGUAGGAAAAGAUCCGAAAAGUGGGUGGUGGACCAAGAACAGCCACAGACCCCCAAUACGCCUGUCACACCGAAGACACCAACAUAUCCAGAAAUUAACGGUAACGCAAAAUUCAUGGCACCUCCAUCGCUGACCCCUCUUACGCCGGUUUCAAGCAUUGACAAGUCAUUUUAUAAUCCCUUUACAGUGGAUAUCUCUCUCGACACUGCGAAUAUCCCGAUAACAGACAGGCGCUGCAACGCUAACCGAUGCAACCACUCGAGCGAGAUAAAAAAGAUUUAUCUGCGGGAAAUUGCGGUGGGCACAGAUUCCGAUUUUCCUUCUGAUCAUUCUCGGUCGCCCAUCGUCGAAAAAUCCCGUCGUACUGUUUUCGAAUCUACUAACAAUCGGCGCACUAACAUGGCCAAUAAUCACGCUGUCGCGAGUAACAAUAAUAGAUAUAUUAACAACAAUUAUCAGUCGCCGAGAAAAUCCGACGUGUGCAAUGCGUGGAGCUACCAUGGCAGAGACACGAGAAUUCAACAGCGUUUCGAUAACAAAUACAACGAUAACGUGAUUGGCAACAAGAUCGGGAAUAAGCAGCAGAACGAGAGACAGAUUCAGAAUGACAAUGAGGAAAACGGGUACACGCCUGUGCCAGUGAAGCAACUGAUACAAGAAUUCGAGAAAACCUGUAGACCAGUUCUGCAAUACAAACAGAUCAGUCCAAAGAUCAUUCCAAUCGUACAGCAGUGUCCGUUGGAUAAUGACAUAGCACGUUUCUUCGAGACGAAAACUUCUAUCAAGUACAACAACGAGGAGGAGAAAUAUGCGCGUUCACGCGGAAACUACGAAGGAUCCGCGAAACUGCAGUCCCAGCGUAACGGCCGAUUGUACGACACACGUGGGAGCUACGAAAGGAAACUGCAGUCCCAGUGCAAUGGCCAAUUAUGCAAUGUACACGAGAACUACGAAGGAUCGGCGAAACUGCAAUCCCGGUGCAACGGCUACGUUUCCACUGACGAGAGCGAGUACACGACAGAUGACACAGACUCCGAAGAUUAUCAGAACGAGGCGGGAUCUGUAGGCCGCGGCAAUUCCGCGCCGUCUGCCCUGUUGAACUGCUGUGACAGCAGCGAGUACUCGGUCGCAUUCGAGGACGAGUACUCGGGCACUCGGCGUCGUUCGACUACCUCGCAGGAGUUGGAGGCCCUUUAUGCCAACGGCACGGACCAGAGAUUCGUCAACACUGAGGCUGAGAUGCCUCCCGAGGCGAAGUCGCUGAUACUCUCGAUGGUCGCCUCGCAGGAGGAUAUACUCGAGACUAAGAAACAUCUGCGUAGCACGCCGGUUUUGGAUAAUCUUUUAGGCACCACCACGCCAGAAUGCAAACUCAUUGACGUUAACCCGGAAUUAGGAAACAAACUCUACGAAAAUAAUGAUUAUACUGGACCGAAAUUGGCCAGCCUUCACAAUCUGACAAAUUACAAUACAGCGCCGCGUGGAUGGAAUCAGUCAUGCACAGUCUAUCGGCCUAUUAAAUUCGAAAAACCGCAAGAGAUUAUGUAUUCUGAUUUUUAGACACACUUCGAUAAAUUUUAUAAUUAUAAUCCGUUUACGCAUCGGUACUGAGAGAUCAAUCGUAAGUCAAAUUUCUUCGAGGUAUCGACGAGAGAAUCAUUGGAAUAUGUUUUCUUCACUGUUGCGUUCAUUUUCACCAGCACCAUGAUUUAAAUCAACGGUCUACAAAUCACUCAAACUUCAUUUUGAAUAGACGUAUCGCGAUAUGAUUGCGCUAUAUGCGCGACAUGUUUGAAGUUUUGCUUUGGUGUACUUCUACCUCUUCUAUCCCUCAUUAAGAAUAUUUAACGUUGUUCAUGCUUUGACAAGUGUUACAUUACUGCAUUUUACUUUAGUAUAUAUUAUGCAAAUAAAUAUGUUGUUUUCCUAAUUUC